Molecule: messenger RNA, 1232 nt
Organism: Branchiostoma floridae (Florida lancelet)
Lineage: Eukaryota; Metazoa; Chordata; Leptocardii; Amphioxiformes; Branchiostomatidae
Product: melatonin receptor type 1A-like
Exons: 1
Coding region: 180-1232 (350 amino acids)
Biological process (GO): G protein-coupled receptor signaling pathway
Cellular component (GO): membrane
Molecular function (GO): G protein-coupled receptor activity
Source: RefSeq, a predicted model, not a curated record
UGCAUCCGUGUCAUAUACCUUUGGGAAAUAUGGACCAUUUUAAUCGGAAUAGAAUUUCAUGAUUAGCCUAAUAAAUCCUCUUACCCAUUUCUUCUAAUCAUUAGGUUGCUGAGGUGUAUAGCCACAGCUAUUCCGGACAAGCGACUUCAACAAGCCGUUGACAACCGAAGAGCAAAAACAUGGCAGUGAACGGGACUGUUGCAUCCUCGACACCAGCAGUCACUGUGGACAAUUUAUUUUCAAACGAGACUUUUUACGUGACAAAUGUAACUCAACCUUUCACCACGACCUCCUCGGUGACCAGAAGGGAGUUCAACCCCAACCCAGCGGCAUCCUUCUUCUUCUUCUCGCUCUCAAUCAUUGGGACCCUGGGCAAUCUGCUGCUCAUCUUGGCUUUCGUGUUGACCAAGAAGCUACGGUCUUCUCUGAGCGCGUUCAUCACCAGCAUGGCGGUCAGCGAUCUCAUCUUCGCAGCCCUUUAUGACUCGCUCUCGGCUCACGAGCUGAGCGCUGGUGGCUGGGUGUUUCAGCCGGAACUCUGUAAAGGUCUCGGGAUCAUCACGGUUCUCAGCGGAUCGCACUCACUUAUUUCCUCGGCCCUGGUCGCCUUAAAUCGCUACACUCUGGUCACCAAAACGUCUACAGUCUACAGAAUGUUUUUCUCACCUGUUAAGACUACCAUAAUGAUAGUGAUGGCGUGGACAAUAUCGUUUCUGAUGGUUACACCGGCUGCAUUUUUCGGGUUCGGUGCGUUUGGAUACAACGUCGCCACCAACACGUGUGACUUCGUGGUUUCCGAUCCGAGCACCUACGUGUACUUCUUUACCUUCCCUGGCGCUUUGGUGGUCGUGUCCAACUUCGUUUGCAUCACCUGCUAUUUUCGGAUCUUUAUGACUGUACGAAAGAGCGCCAAAAAAUCCAAACCAAAUCAACAGCCGAAAAUGACCCUGAUCGUCCCCCUCAAAGUCGUGAAGGAAACCCAGCACAUGUUCAUCAUCUACAUCUCAUUCCUGUCCACCACGGCCCCGUACUCGCUGUUGUACGCUGCAGACAAUGGUAUGGACGACAUCCCGUCCACUGCGUUCGUUGUUGCCGCGAUUAUCUACGCGUGUAACAGUUCUCUGAAUCCCAUCAUCCAUACGUGGAAGAACAGAGACUACAGGAGGGCCUUCCGCGCCUUCCUGUGUUGCAGAAAGAGGCGAAACACUGCCCUCCAGGUGGUACCCGUGUAA